This is a messenger RNA of Cricetulus griseus (Chinese hamster), 4687 nucleotides long. NCBI's taxonomy places the organism in Eukaryota, Metazoa, Chordata, Mammalia, Rodentia, Cricetidae. The record is from RefSeq and is a predicted model, not a curated record.
GAGUAACUAUCAACAGGCAGGAUUCCAGGAAUUCCUUCCCCCAGACUUCUGGGAAAUGUAGUCCCUGCGACUGUGACAUCACAGAGAGAAGUCCAGAAAAGCCUUUUCCGGCUUUGGCCUCCACACGUGCGUCUUCCCCCAAAGUUGGGCGUGAGUCCUGCUGUGCCGUAGCUCCAGCUGCGUCUCUGACUUGGAGGAAAUGCUGUCCUUCCAGGAUGUGGCCAUUGAGUUCUCUCCAGAAGAGAGGGAAUACCUGGAGCCUGCUCAGUGGAGUCUGUAUAGGGAUGUGAUGUUGGAGAAUUACAGCAACCUUAAUUUCCUGGGUCUUGCUGUCCCAAAGCCACACCUGGUGACAUUUUUGGAGCAAACACAAGGACCAUGUGAUAUGACGAUACAAGCAACAGACACUGUACACCCAGGAACAACACCCAAUGAUUAUAACGUUUACAACAAGACCAUUGAUUACAAUUCAGUACAUGUUCAAUACCAAAGAAUUCAUACAAGGGAGAAACCCUACAAGUGCAAAGACUGUGGUAAGGCCCUUAGUUCUUAUAAAACACUUUCUAUACACCAGAGACUUCACACAGGAGAAAAACCCUACACAUGUAAAGAAUGUCAUAAAGCCUUUAAUACUCGCUCAUCACUUUUUAUACACCAGAAAACUCAUACUGCUGAAAAAACAUACAAGUGUGAAGAGUGUGGCAAAUCAUUUUACUAUCUUCCAAUGCUGAAGCAACAUGAAAGAAUUCAUUCUGGAGAAAAACCCUACAAGUGUGGAGAAUGUGGCAAAGCCUUUUAUUUCCCUUCAUACCUUAAGCAACAUCAAAGAAUUCAUUCAGGAAACAAUCCUUACAAGUGUGAAGAUUGUGGAAAAACGUUUUCUUGUUCUCUACGACUUCAGAUACAUCAAAUAAUUCAUACCGGAGAGAAAUCAUACAAGUGUGAAGAAUGUCACAAAGCCUUUCGUUAUCACUCAUCCUUUUGGAGACACAUGAGAAUUCAUGUUGCAGAGAAAUCGUACCAGUGUGAACUGAGUGGAAAAGAAUUUACUAAGCCUACUCUUCUCAUUAGGAACAAGGCAGCUAAUCCUGCAAAGAAAGCCUACAAGUGUGAAGAGUGUGGCAAGUGUUUUUGCACAUCCUCAUCCCUUAGACGACAUCAAACAAUCCAUUCUGAAGACAAUCCCUACACUUGUGCAGAGUGUGGCAAAAGGUUUUCCUACUUUUCACACCUUCAAGAACAUCAGACAGUCCAUACUGGAGAGAAACCAUACAAGUGUGAGGAGUGUGGCAAAUGUUUUUCCUCAUCUUCAUCCCUUAGACGACAUCAAUCAAUCCAUUCUGAAGACAGCCCCUAUAAGUGUGUAGAAUGUGGCAAAUGGUUUUCAUGUUCCAGGAGUCUUAGGGAACACCAAGCAAUUCACACUGGUGAGAAACUAUACAAGUGUGAAGAAUGUCACAAAGGCUUUCGUAAAUAUUCAACCUUUUGGAAACACAGGAGAGUUCAUACUGCAGAGAGAUCCUACGAGUGUAAAAAGUGUGGGAGAUGUUUUUUCUCAUCUUCAACCCUUAGACGACAUCAGACAAGUCACUCUGAAGACUAUCCCUACAAGUGUGAGGAGUGUGGCAAAUGUUUUUACUCAUCCUUUUUCUUUAGACGCCAUCAAAUAAUCCAUUCUGAAGACAGUCCCUAUAAGUGUGUAGAAUGUGGCAAACGGUUUUCCUGUUCUAGGAGUCUUCGGGGACAUCAAGCAAUUCAUACUGGAGAGAAACCAUACAAGUGUGAAGAAUGUCAAGAGGCCUUUCGAAAUAGCUCAUCCCUUUGGAGACACAAGAGAGUUCAUGCUUCAGAGAAAUCCUAACAGUGUGAAGUGUGUGCAAAUGUUUUUCUUCAUCUUCGUGCCUUAGACAACAUAUACCACUCCAUGCUUAAGACAAUUCCUGCACGUGUGAGAGUGUGGAAAAGUUUUCCUACUUUGCACAACUUCAGGAACAUCAGACAGUCCAUGCUGUAGAAAAACCAAGUGUGAAGAGUUGGCAAACGUUUUUGCUCAUCUUCAUCCCUAGGCAAUUGGGGGGGGGGGUUCUUAAGAAUGUGGGGAAUGUGGUAAAGAGUGUUAACCAUUAUAACCCUUAUUGGACACAUGAUUGUUCACAUUGGAGAGAAAUCCCACAAAUGUCUUAAAAAAUUUACACUUCUUCAGCCCUUAAAACACAUCAAAUUCUGACUACAAACUCCAUGAGUGCUGGGAGAAAGAAGGGUAGAGAGAAGAGUAAUGAGAUGCCAGCUGAGGAGAUGCCAGCCAGCUGACAAGGAAGCAGGAUAUACAGGUAGUGUGAUAACAAGCCAUGAGCACUGGGAGACUAACUCCUAAUUCCCAACAAGUCCAAUGACCUGGGACGGAAGUCAGCACAGUGACUGAGCCAUUUUUAUUUAUACAGUUUCAAUAGUUUGCAUGAACAAUUUUACAAUCAUAUGUUUCCUGGAGUUUCUAGUUAUAAGUACAGUAAUUGCCAGUUUUUUCCCCAUACUUCAUUCCCUUUCUGUCCCCCAACUUUCCCACUGGAAAUCAUUACUUUGAUUCAUAGCUUUACUAUUAAAAGCAUAAGCAGUAUAGCAAGCAAGAAAGAAAGUUUUCUAACUAAGGACACCAGCAGAUCAAACAGUAUGUCUUGUCGGCAGCAUUUAUUGUCAUGCAAAAUGAAAGAGAAUUUUGCCUCUAAGGGUUAGUGUUUACCUCUACUCAAAUCUAAAUUCUCAUUCUUCAUUCUGUACUAUAGUGUCUCCUGUAGGUAAUAUUCUAGGUUUUAUCCUGUAAACUAUACAACUAGAAAGCUUACUCUUAAUAGUUGGCACUGCUCAUCCUUUUUUUUUUUUUUUUUUUUUUUUGGUUUUUUGAGACAGUGUUUCUCUGUGGCUUUAGAGGCUGUCCUGGAACUAGCUCUUGUAGACCAGGAUGGUCUCGAACUCACAGAAAUCCGCCUGCCUCUGCCUCCCGAGUGCUGGGAUUAAAGGCGUGCUACAGUAUUGGCACAGCUGUUAAAAAUGAGGGCAUUGUGGGUUUCUAUGAUUCUCUCUUCCUAGACUGUCCCCAUUAGCCCCGAUAUCAUCUAUUGAGUAACAUCUCUCCAAGACUCUUGUGUUUAAAAUAAGUCUCUCCUGAAUACACAGAUUUGUAAAUGGUCCCACACUUCUGUGAUUCUUUCAGGCUAAUCACAGGUGCACUGGAAAGGCAGCAUCCUGUUCUUGAGAAAGCCUGAGUUCAUGAUCACGCCUGAAACAUCAAAGGCUUUAGGGGCUAAAUCAGAUCCACUGUAUAUUUUUAAGAACAUCCCUUCUGCCUCAGCCAGAGUAUAGUCAUCAGAGGGACGUUUUCCUUUUGUAAAUAGCCAUUUUAUCUAUAGCUCUAAGAAAGAUAACUUGUAUAAGGAAAGGAAGAAGAGCAGGUAGCACAUAGGCUCCUGGGGUCAUGCCCAGAAUUAUGCAGCAAACUACCCGUCAGCCUUGCCAAAAAUGGGUCAGAUUUUCCAGGGCCUUGCCACAGGAAGAAUUUGUUCAUGCUAUUCUCAGGUCUCCCAAGAAGUCACAUGACUCCCAGUAUCUUCCCGUUUUUGGUUUUUGAUUGAAACUCAUGGAUGACAUCCCGAAGGACUAUGAGAAGGGCAAGUCUUAAUUUUUUUUUUUUUUUUGUAGCGGACUGGAAAGAAAAAGAUUAAAAUUAAAAAUAAACCAAGGGCCCACAACCAAAUUAAUGAUAAAUGUCCGAAAAAAAUUUAUAGUUAUAAAAGAGGUAAUUGAAUUUAAAAAAUGAGAUUUUUAUCCUCUCUGAUGCUGUGCAUGAAUAUUCAUCUUACAUUAGAACUGUUCCAUAUGCCUCUAAUUGAGCCUGAAUUUGUUCCCAUGGGUGAUCAGAACCAUUGUAAGACAAUGGUGUAACACAAAUUAAUUUAUAAUUUGUAUAACAAACAGUAAGUCUAACCAUAAUAUUUUGAAUCUGUACCUAUGUAUAAAACUGCUUCCUCCAGUGCAUUAACCCUAUUAACAAGGCCCUUAUCAACAGAUUCUUGAGUAAAGAAAGAAUCAGAAACAUUUUUAGACAAUGUAUUCAUGUUGUACAAGGGCUGCAGUAGAGGCAGUUAUAGUUCCAAUGAUAGAAAUAAAGGCAGUAAUACCCAAUACCAGGGCUGCAAUAAAGCACUUAGCAGAUUAGCAAUAGUUUCCAUAGCAUAAAUACCCAGAUCAUCAUACCAAGGUCGAGAUAGGUUAACAGGAAGAAGACAAGGAGGCUGAUGGACAACUACAAAAGUUCCUGGGGACAUAGUUAAAUUGACACAAUUGGUAAUAAAGCAGUUAAGGCAAAAGAUUUGGUAAGUAGUAUCAUUUUUUGAAACUGAAAGUGAGCCAUGAAAACCCUCAAUGAGGAUGGCAAAAGGUAUACAGGCUUGUAAGCCAGAAUAAACAGGAGCUUUGUGAAGGUCUUUUAAUAGAGUAAAAUGAAUAGCUGCAAAGAGUUUAUAUAAAUGUCUUUGAAGACAGAAGCAGAGUGAGGGUUUACAAAAAACAAAAAAAAAACAUGCGAAUGACACAUCCCAGGAAAAACCAAUGAUCCACAAAAUUGGUUUUAAAGUAAGAUCAUCAGACCCAGAAAAAGAAGGACAUGAAAUAAAAUAACUUCUAUAAAAGAGUA